Thalassophryne amazonica is the source of this 15019-nucleotide messenger RNA. RefSeq names its product Snf2-related CREBBP activator protein (gene srcap). The record is from RefSeq and is a predicted model, not a curated record. Gene Ontology annotation, molecular function: ATP-dependent chromatin remodeler activity; ATP hydrolysis activity; histone binding. Bases 2411 to 13591 code for a protein of 3726 amino acids. The transcript is spliced from 34 exons. Gene Ontology annotation, cellular component: Swr1 complex. Lineage: Eukaryota; Metazoa; Chordata; Actinopteri; Batrachoidiformes; Batrachoididae.
UUUCGCUGCGUAAAGUCUCCUCCCCGCGACCGCUACAUUCUGCGCCGAAACCCAGUCUCUCGCGGUCCGUAUUUUAACUUCAUUCGACAGACCUAGUGGUACCUCGUUGGGUACCGGGAGACAGUUUGGAUUACUGGCAUUACGGAUUGAGUGUGAUUUUUCGUGGAUGACGACUCCUUCAACGAGAAUUUAGUAAAAGAAAAUCGGUCGGAAAUUUCAGAGUAUGUGGACGGGACCCUAAGCUUAGCAUCCUGGAAGUAGAAAGCACAGAAGAUCUGUGUCUCACACCACAGACUGGUGCAGUGUGUAGUGAAGGCAGCACACAGGGACAAAGGUCUGCGGAGGAGGGGGUGAGGCGGCGUGCCUCUCCGGCUGUGGAUGUGCAGGGUGACAACCCCCAGGCUGCACAGAAUGUGGCUGGGGUAUCACCUCGGCAUGCCCCGCAGCCGGUUGCAGCUGCCCCCCGCCCAGACCUUCCAUCCAUCGAUCCGUCCACAGUGCCACUGCUGGAGAGCAACAGCUCGGCAUUCCCACGCAUGGAGAACAACCCUCCAACCACCUUGCUUGGCACUCUCCCAAUCACCAGAGAAGCUGGGGUCUGCCUCUCAGAAGAAAGACGUACAGUGGAGACUGUCAUCGGAGUUGUCACAGUUCCGAUAUCAUUGGCAGCAUCCCUCAGGGAGGACUGCAGUUCCUCUGCUGCGAUGCAAAAACCUCCAUCUGCCUUUUUUCUUCCUGUUCCCUCUGAUACACAAGUUGACAGCACAGCACAGGAGUUGCAGUAUGGGUCACAAACUGUUAAAGAGAACACUCUCUCAAGUAAUUGGACAAACCAGAUUCAACCACCAAAAGAAGGUGGUGGACUUGUUCUUCUUGCUGGGACAAAUGAAAGACGGUGUAUCUCAGACAAAGACACUUUGGAAUAUAACCCAAACACUAAAACAAACAAGGCACUUGUUGAAAAAGAACACACAAGUUCACAACCUCCGUCUCAGUUCAAUUUCACAGCCUCACUUGCGUCUGUCCCACAGUCAAGUGCUGACCAAAAAGUCCAAGACACCACAAACUCCAGGGCUAUGGAGCAGCAGUCUCAUGGACAUGCAUAUGUUACUACAAAUCAAGGCAACCAUAUACCAAUAUCAGGCGCUACAAAGGAAGCAGGUGGACUGCAGGACUCUAAAUCAUCUGCGAUCCUAUUACCCUCACCUGAACUAGCGAACAACCUGAGUGGUCGAAACACCAACUCAGUCAAGAUCACAAAUGACAUCAUACACACAGAGUCAGCAAAUUCUUUGGAAUCAUGUCAUGGGUCUGGAUAUUCUAAAGACUGUGCCGACUCUUCUCACAGAGAGAAACAGCCUUACUUAGUCAAAGUACCUGGGCCUCCAAAGGCAGUAGAGUCUUGUACUGUUAAAGACAGGCCAGGACUAGCAACACCCUUGACAUGGAUAGGAGCUGCCACCACCCGAAGGAGAGUUGAAACGACACAACCACCUCAUCAUCAGAGUGUCCUUCCUUACUGGAGAAUUCCCCAAAACCCACACCAGGCCUCCCUCUGUGUGAUGCAGACCUAGUUGUCACAACUCAGGCAGUACACAUUGUUGAAGCGGAAGCAUAUCAUUCUUCUCAUCAAGUUUCCAUCACCGAACACCAAUGGUCACUGAGCUUGUACAUUCAGAUGCUGCCCAUCAAAUUGUGGUUGUCAGGGAGGACACUCAGAUCACAGAGGGCUGGCCGGACAUGCAUGUAAAUCAGAAUUACCUCCUACAACAUGCAGAUGGCAGUGUCUGCCAAGCUGCUGUUGUUAAUGAACUGAGUUCUGAAUUGUCUACUGGAGAACCAAAGCUGUUUCGAGGAAGUGUACAGUCCGAUAUCGAGUUAGACUCACAAUCCGUAGAAGUGUUUGAGUUUGCGGCUUAGUGGAGGAGGUUGCUGAGGGAAACGGUCUGUGCCGGUAGUAGCGCACAGAUACCUCACUCCCCCAGGCUACGAGGUGAACUUAUUCAACGCAUUACUGGACAACUCUGACGACUACACCGGCAAAGAGGAUCUAGAAUCGCAGCAUGAAUCUUCUCUUCACACAGUAAAUGAAAAUGACAGUAGCAUACUUUCACAGCAGUCCUUACCUUCAUCUCAUAGAAGAUGCCAAAUAGAAGCUUGUUCUAAUUAUUCCCAUAAUGUGUCUGAGCAAAACACAACAGCUGACACCGUAGAAGAGCAUUUGGUAACGAAAGCUAACAAAGCAUAUGAAGUGGCGAACAGGAGUGAGGGUUGUUUUGUUGAAGUAGCUCCUGUUACGCCUGAAUCUCUUACUGCUGAACAGUCAGAAAAUACAACACAAAUUGAUACACAUACUAGACAGGACCAUAGAGCAGUGUCAGAUCAAACAAAAAUCAAUGUGUCCCCGAUUAUGAAGACAGCUCCUCAUAAAGCAGAAGCAGCAGUUGGUUCAUUGUCUCUCAUAUCCCCAAUGGAAAUUGUAUCCACUGCUGAUUCUGGGAUGGGUUUGUCCACUGCUGUUUCAGUACAUGUUUCACAUGUACAAAAUCAGCCAUCUCUAAUACAGUCCUCAGGAGUCCUUGUUGUAAAUCCCACAAUCCCUGAGGCAUUUGAGGGGAUCAAAGAAGCCCCAGUGAAAUCCAAACCAGAGACUGUUCACUAUACUCAGGUCUCUGCUCUUCUGAAUCCAAAACUGCUUUUCCUAAAACGGAGCGAGCCUCUGUUGAAACACCCAACCUCCUUUUUGACACAGGUGUCCAAGGAGCGGAAUGCAUUCAGCAACAUGACCAACACUGACGGUGCUUGCUCUGACACAGUAUCUGACAAGUGCCUUCCUCAAAGUGUCUCAGCAGAAGACUCUCUCUCUGAGUCUGUAGCUCCAAGCGGACAGCAGAGUCAAAUGCAAUGUUCUGUCACAAGUUCAGCAUCUGACACCCUUACAGAAUCUGAAAAAGACCCCUUAUUUGUCAGUAAAAUCUCAGCAGGAGAAACUGGUCACAUACCCCAUAGUGUGUCCACCCCUAUAGAAGACACCCCUCCUAUAUGUGACACUCUUGGCAUUCUCUCAGCAUCUAUGGAAAGGGAAGGUUCAGUUGCAACUCCCGGCAGUUCUAAUGAUGCCAUCAGCCAACCCGGCUCCUUUUUGUUGGAGGAGGGUGAGGAGAUGGAGCAAGACGAGUCACCAGGUGCAGUGGAUCACCAUGGGGACACUCCAGGGCAAGCGAGUAGUCCAGAUGAAAGCAGUGAGGAAGAACCUGAAGAAGACCAAACAGAAUAUGAGAUGGGCACCCCUACACAAGCGCACAAGCAUGGACAGAACAGGACAGACAGAAAGGCACUAUUCCUAAAGGUACGGCAGUGGAUUGCAGACAGGGUCACAAUGAAUUCAUCACCUGUCUCACCUGCCUCUUCCCAUCCUGGGCCCUCAUCCAGCAGUGAUUGGUCUGUUUCACGACAGGAGACGUCGUCUCUUCUCCGGGGACCCCAUGGCAAGUUCAUUUCUCCUUGUUCUGGACCAGGUAGCUACAGUUCCUCGGCUUCCCCAUCAGAUCAGGCCACUUCUCAAAGAUCUCGUGGAGAACGUCACACAGACCUGGCUGAGCUGGCUAAACACGAAGCAGACAUAGAACAUCGAACCCAGGCACUGAAGCGAGAGGGCUUCUGGUCAAUGAAGCGUCUUACUCGCCUAAUGGAGCCACCACGACCAAAAGUUCUCUGGGACUACCUGUGUGAAGAGAUGCAGUGGCUUUCUGCAGACUUUGCUCAAGAAAGACGAUGGAAAAGAGGUGUAGCUAGAAAGGUAGUGCGAAUGGUGAUGCGACACCAUGAGGAGUUGAGACAAAAAGAAGAAAAGGCCAAGAGGGAUGAACAUGCUAAAAUCAGGAGAGUUGCAUCUUCUAUUGCCAAGGAAGUCCGGGCUUUUUGGAGCAGUGUUGAGAAGGUGGUGCAGUACAAGCAACAGUCAAGACUAGAAGAGAAGAGGAAGAAGGCAUUGGACCUUCAGCUGGACUUCAUUGUUGGCCAGACUGAGAAAUACUCUGACCUCCUCAGCCAAUCCCUUGCACCAGCCACACCUGUUGAUGCUGUUGCCCUUCCUCCCCAAAAAUCAGUGUCAUCAUCCAUUGAUGAGGAAGACAGAGACUUUGUGCCAGUGUGUGAGGAGGAUGACGAUGAGGAGACCAUUGAGGUGGAGGAACAGCAGGAGGGCAAUGAUGCUGAGAGUCACCAGAGGGAGAUUGAAAUGCUGAAGAAGGAGGGAAUGCUGCCACUGGACCAACUGCUCAGCACUUUAAAACUGCCUCAGGACUCUGGCUCAGAUGAAGAAUGCUCUGAUGAAAGUUCUGCCUCAGUGGAAGAGGAAGAUCGGGAAUUUGCUGCCAAUGAAGAGGAUGCUGAGGAUGAGGAGGAAACCAUAGCUGCUCAGGAAAAGGUGGAGGGGAAUGUAGACCAUGCAGAGGAGCUGGAUGACUUGGCCAGAGAAGGCAGUAUGAGUAUUCAGGAACUGCUGGAGAAGUACAAAGGAGCCUAUGCGUCAGACUUUGAAGCACCUUCUGCAUCUGGCUCUAAAGCGAGCUCUGACUCUGAGGUGUCUGGGGAUGAGGAGGAGGAGACUGAAGAAGAUGAGAGCGAUGUGGAAAGCAACACAUCUUCCUCAGAUUCACCAGGAGACAGUGAAGAGGAUGAAGACAGUGAGAAAGAUGAAGAGGAGAGUGAGCAAGCAGAGGAUGAUGAAUGUGGAGAUGAAGGAAUGGAGAGCUUACUGAAAGAGGGAGACCACAGCUCGUCUUCUUCAAGCUCUCGGCCAAAGAAGGAGAUCAGCCAUAUUGCUGCUACUGCGGAGAGCCUGCAGCCUAAAGGAUACACUUUGGCGACUACUAAGGUUAAGACUCCGAUUCCCUUCCUGCUUCAUGGUACACUCCGAGAAUACCAGCACAUAGGCCUGGACUGGUUGGUCACAAUGUAUGAGAAGAAGCUCAACGGCAUUCUGGCUGAUGAGAUGGGUUUGGGCAAGACCAUCCAGACAAUUGCUCUUUUGGCACAUCUUGCUUGCGAAAAAGGUAACUGGGGCCCUCACCUUAUUAUCGUCCCCACCAGUGUAAUGUUAAACUGGGAGAUGGAGCUAAAGCGCUGGUGUCCUGGGUUCAAAAUCCUCACUUACUUUGGCAGCCAAAAAGAGAGAAAGUUGAAGAGACAGGGCUGGACUAAGCCUAAUGCUUUCCAUGUGUGCAUCACUUCAUAUAAGUUAGUGCUGCAGGAUCAUCAGGCAUUCCGGCGGAAGUCUUGGCGGUACCUGAUCUUAGAUGAGGCACAAAAUAUCAAGAACUUUAAGUCCCAACGCUGGCAGAGCCUGCUAAAUUUCAAUAGCCACAGGCGACUGCUGCUGACAGGAACACCUCUUCAAAACAGUCUAAUGGAGCUGUGGUCUCUGAUGCACUUUCUGAUGCCCCAUGUUUUCCAGUCCCAUCGCGAGUUUAAGGAAUGGUUCUCCAACCCGUUGACAGGAAUGAUUGAGGGCAGCCAGGAAUACAAUGAGGGCCUGGUCAAGAGGCUGCACAAGGUGCUGAGGCCGUUCCUGCUCAGGAGGAUCAAGGCUGAUGUAGAGAAGCAGAUGCCCAAGAAAUAUGAGCAUGUUGUGCGUUGUCGUCUGUCCAAGAGACAGAGAUUCCUUUAUGAUGACUUCAUGGCGCAGGCAUCGACGCGGGAAACGCUAGCAAGUGGUCACUUCAUGUCUGUGAUUAACAUCCUAAUGCAGCUUCGCAAAGUGUGCAACCACCCAAACCUGUUCGACCCCCGACCUAUACAGUCACCCUUCAUCACACAGCCUGUUGUUUUCCAUACAGCCUCUCUGGUGCAAGACAUUCUAGCGGUCUCUCCGUUCAAGCGCUGCGACCUAUCUAUGUUUGACCUGCUUGGUUUGGAGGGUCGGAUGUCCAGGUACGAGGCAGAUGUUUUUCUUCCGCGCCACAAGCUCAGUCGCCAACUCAUUCAGGAGAUUGUCAGGUCCCCUGAACCACCUCCAAGACCAAAACCAGUUCGUAUGAAAGUCAACAGGAUGUUCACACCUCCGCCUAAAGGUGAUAAUCGACCUGUCCUACUGAUGAACAAACCUACCUGCCCUGUACCUCCUGUAACACAGACCCCCAAAAGCUCCCAGGGAACUGAAACCACCUCAACUUCAACAAACCCUCCUGUAGUUCAGCAAGUUGUUUGUUCAGUGGCACCUACCCACCCUCCUCGACCACCCGUGCACCCAGCUACUCAAACUGCAGUGAGAUCCAGCACUCCCAAGCCCAUGCUGGCUGUACGGCCUCCCUCUGCCCUGUGCACACCCAGCAUUCCAACCCAUUCAAACCAAAACCCAAGCAGUGUCAUGCCCCAGAGGGUUCUGCUCAGUCCAGAUAUGCAAGCUAGGCUGCCUUCUGGUGAGGUAGUGAGCAUAGCCCAGCUUGCCUCCUUAGCAGGACGACCAGUGUCAUCGUGUCAGGGCAGUAAACCAGUCACCUUCCAGCUACAGGGCAACAAGCUGACGCUGUCUGGAGCCCAGAUCCACCAAGUCCCAGCAGCUGCUCCACGUCAAGUUCAAGGUAAUAUGAUGCAUCUUGUGUCCACUGGGGUGCAGCACCACCUCAUCAGACACCCUGCUCAGGUGGCUGUCCACAGUGCAGUCAACACACACCCUGCUAACACCACCUCUGCUACUACCACUGGAAAUCGGCUGCCGCAAAGCACAUCCACACAAGUGCCCUCUACCAUGGUCAGCAGCCCUGGAGUUGUGAAGAUUGUUGUACAUCAGCCAGCAGGCAAGGAGGGCGGACCUAUUCCUACGCUGGCAGUGGCACCUUCCCCUCGUAUCAUUACACAGACAUCCCCUUCUGUACACCACCAAGUCAAUACACCUGCAGUUAGAAACAUCGCUCAACUGCAGGUUUCACAGCGUGCGCCUGCUCCCGCUAGUGCUCAGCAGCGUCCGCCAGUUCCCGCUGGCACCCAACAGCGUGCGCUGGUUCCUGCCAGUGCCCACCAGCGAGCACUUGUUCCCGCCAGCACCCCACAGCACGUGCCUCUUCCCGCCGGCACCCCACAGUGCCCGCUGGUUCCCGCCAGUGCCCAACAGCGUGCGCCAGUUCCCGCUGGUGCCCAGCAGCGCGCACCUGCUCCUGCUACUGCCCACUACACCCUAGCUCCUCCCAGAAAUGCUAGUGCAACCCCAAACCAGUCACAACCUCCUCGCCCCAUCCUGAAAGUAGUGCAGCCUCCAUCAAGUGCAAAGCAGCCAGUCUCAACUCCACCUCAGGUGACCUCAUCAUCUGGAGCCACGUCUUCACCAGUAACACGUGACAAGAGCAGUGGGAAUCAAACAGCACUGCCUCCAAAGUCUAAAUCCUGUACAGGUGCAAAAGUCUCCCCUGAACCCAAGAAACUGCCUCGUCCUCCUCCUCGCACUCCUUUCUACAUGUCUUGGCUUGCGGAUAGUCUUAAGCAGCAAAGUGACAGUCGGCUGGAUUUAAUUUUUCGAAUCAAUGAGCUCCGUUGUAAAGCAAAGCCUGUGUAUGGGCAAGAAGUGUUGGACUUCCUCACUUUUCUCCCUGGUCCUGACCCCUCACCAGCCCCACUGAGAUCAGUGAGCGAGUGGGGCCGGUCGGGCCACAGCAGCUGCCUGUUUGCACAGUUGCAAAACACAGACCACUCCUGGCUUCAGAGUCACUUUGUGAAAGAAGCCAUUCACAGCAUUGAGGCACGGCUGACGCUGCUCAAUGACAUAAUAGACAGGUUUACAUUUGUGAUUCCGCCAGUGGAGGCGCCACUGAUCUCCAUGCACUGCUGCCAUCCUCCUCCAUCUUUAAGCCAUAAGCAAGAAGUCUUCUCUUCUACACUGUCAGCUCAAGUUGCUCCACUCACUUGCAGUCUCCACCGUAUUCAGUCCAACAUGAGGACACAGUUCCCAGACCUGAGGCUUAUACAGUAUGACUGUGGUAAGCUGCAGACACUACACACUUUGCUGCGGCAGCUGAAGACGGGAGGCCAUCGAGUAUUAAUCUUUACUCAGAUGACACGUAUGCUUGAUGUGCUGGAGCAGUUCCUCAACUAUCAUGGACACAUCUACCUCCGCCUGGAUGGCAGUACACGUGUGGAGCAGAGACAGGCCCUAAUGGAGCGCUUCAAUGCAGAUCGGCGCAUCUUCUGCUUUAUUUUGUCAACUCGCAGUGGAGGUGUUGGGGUGAACUUAACAGGGGCGGACACUGUGGUGUUCUACGAUAGUGACUGGAACCCUACCAUGGAUGCCCAGGCACAAGACCGAUGUCACCGCAUCGGCCAAACACGUGACGUUCACAUCUACAGGCUGAUCAGUGAGCGUACAGUCGAGGAGAACAUUCUGAAGAAAGCCAACCAGAAGAGGAUGCUGGGAGACAUGGCUAUUGAAGGAGGAAACUUCACCACUGCCUUCUUCAAAGAGCAAACCAUCCGAGAGCUGUUUGAUGUGAACGAUGGGGAGAAGAGAGAGGUGGCAGUGGAGCUUUCUCUGCCCCAGUCUGAGGAUGAUGAGGCUGUCAACAAACAGAGCGCAACGAUUUUAGAGCAGGCACUGUGUCGUGCAGAGGAUGAGGAGGAUAUAGUCGCAGCCUCUCAAGCUAAGGCAGAGCAGGUGGCAGAACUGGCGGAGUUCAAUGAGAACGAACCUUUGGAUGAUGGCGGGGAACAGGAGGAAGUGGAGGAGCUGUCAAAGGCUGAGCAGGAAAUAGCUGCUCUUGUGGAGCAGCUCACUCCCAUUGAGCGUUAUGCCAUGAACUUCUUGGAAGCCUCAUUGGAAGAUGUUUGUAAAGAAGAGUUGAAGCAAGCUGAGGAGCAGGUGGAGGCUGCCAGAAAAGGCCUGGACCAGGCCAAGGAGGAAGGCCUCAAGCUUCAUGCUUCAUCUGAUGAAGAUGAUGACUUUUUAACACCACCAGUUUCCACGGAGCCUGCACCAACUCCAGCACGCCGUGGGCGAAAACCCAAGGAUAAAGACAAGUGUGUAACUUCACUAAGGACCAGCGGGCGGCUACGUGGAGCCUCCCCCGAAAUAGAGCCGGACUCUCCUACCUCCAGAGAAGUGCCUGAAAGACUGCGGUUUGGACAGAGAGGACGAGGAGCUGCCAGAGAUGCCAGUACUGUGUCUACUAGCUCAUUCCAUGUAGACCAUCACAAAACAAAUAUAUCAACCAGACUCCAAGAGUCAUCCAAAUCUUCAAAAACCUUGUCUCCUGUAAGAGAUCACCAUACCAUGAAAGCCAGGACUCAGCCAACUCGCUCUAAUCCUAGUCCAGUGCCAUCACCUCCUACAUCCUCUUCUCCAGGAGGAAAACUGUGUGCUGCAGAGUCGGGCAGCAAAUACACCAAAUCGGAUAGGGAGGAGGAGGAGGAGGGGGAAGAUGGGAAAAAGGUGUCUGGGGAAUCCACUCACCAAGGGGAUCAACAGGCAAAGGAUCAUGAAAGCAAAGACAAAGACGCACUGUCUCCCCCCUCCACCAGCACCAGCUCACGAUCACCUCGCAAGCGGCAGUCAGCAGACGGUGAAGUCCGACAGGGCCUGGUGGAGGAUUCACCAUCAGCCAAAGUCCUUCGGAAGCUUCCUGGGAGGCUGGUCACUGUGGUGGAGGAUAAGGAGCCAAGAAAAAGGAGGCGGAGAGGAAGUGGCACUGGAGUUGGACGCUCCUCAGAGGAGAGAGCAAUGGAGGAGCACAGUGAGGAACCUGACAAAGACAACACAUCGCUGAGCCCUGAUGGCAAAUCUAAAACAACUGAUGCCAAAAUUGAUCAGGACCAAGACUUUACCCCUACCCAGUCUCCACAACCACAACCUGUCAGAGGUUAUCCACCAUAUUCCCCACCCCAUCUUUCCCCUGACAUGCCUGUGUUGAGAAAUCUUCCUGUAAGGCGCAGGUUAGAAACUGAAUCACGAAUGGCUGCUCAGUUGGGAGAACAGCAGCAUUUUGGUCGAGGCAAAGUAGGCAGCCAACCCAGGAAAACAGACAUGCCACCAGGCAAAGACACUACUUCAGCUGCCACAGACUCUAGUGUAAAUUCAGUUUUAUUACCAGUGAAACGAAAAAGGGGCAGGCCCCCAAAGAAUCUUUCUGCAGUACCUGAGCCCAACCACAAGGAAACAUCUUUACCCCAGCCCACCUCGCCAAAUGAAGAGGAAAACCCCCCUAUGUCACCCAAACGCAAAAGGGGACGUCCCCGCAAAGACUCAACUAUAUCAGAUACGGGCUCUAAAAAGACUCCUGCUACUAAUGUUUCUGGCCCUCAUUUAAAAACUGAUGGUAGAGCAGAGCCAAACAUCCAAUCAUCAUCCAUGUCUCAGACCCCUACAGAUACUGUUGUGGCAACAGCUGAGGGCUCCAAGUCUACCAAAGCUGAAAUGUCAGACAUUCAGACUGAGCUCUUGGCCACAGUUUCAUCCUCGGCUGAAAUGAAAGACCAAACCUCCACAACAAAGACAGAUCAGGAUUCCACAGUAGGUUCAGCUUCAAACCAAACUCUCGAUGCCCCUGCAUUUCAGGUGGACUCACCCCAUAAUGAAGCAGUCUCCACUUUGGUCUCAGCCCAAGAUGUUAGUUCAACUGUGACUCCAGUUCUUGAUUCUGACACAGCUUCUACUCAAGUUUCCUCUACAACCUCUGUCACAUGUUGCACUCCUGCCACUAUUCCAGUUACAGCUACCCAAACAACCACACCUCACUUUUCUCUCGCCGACACUCUUUCAAGUGUUGGAAAAACACCUCUUGUUUCUACUGCUUCUAAAGAUUCUGACGAACCAAGCCUUGUAGUUCCUUCCACAGAAAACGUAGAAUCUGACUCGGCCAAAACGGUCACAGUUGUCCCACCAGCUGCUGAAACGCUACCUUCUGUCUCCUCUGCCAGUACUGUCAGAGACCCCACAUCAGCCCCUGUCACAGCAAUCAUCAUAUUUACCACCAUAACGACAGAUGCAGCAAGUGUUGCAGGAGGAGUCACAACUACAGUGAAAGCAGUCACAACUAAUACUACUGUUGUGAAGAAUUUGUUGCAGUCCUCAUCUCUGCCUGCUGCAUCCUCAAGCUCAGCUAAAGCAUUGCUGAAGCCACUCUCAUCAUCUUUCCCUCCUACACCAACAGCUAUGGCAUCAACUUCAACAGGUCCAUCACCAUCAACAAAACAACCCUCAGUGCCCAACACAACCCUAAAUAUUUCUGACCCUGCUGCACUGUCAGAAGCACCAACACCUGUCACGGCAUCUGCCUUAAAUACAGUUCCAACACUCCCAAACCAAGCAAAGAUAGAUGUUAAACCAACCAAAGUCCCACCGGAAUCAACCUCACCAACAAUAAAAACAGCGGGGGCAGAUUCACAGACACAGGAAUCACCUGAAGCUGUGCUUGAGAACUCCUCUGCAACAUCACCUACUUUAUCUGCUCCAGUCUGCAGUCCUUCUCCAACACUUGUCAGUGCCAGUACUGACAUUGAAGUAACUACAUCAGUCCCAACAGAGGAAGCCGAAACGGCAAAUCCUUCAACCCUAUUGAGUACUGUUGCAAUGUCCGCUUUCAAAGAACACACAAGUUCAAACACUGCCACAACAGAAAAGACUGUCAAUGUCCAACCCCCAGUAGCAACAGCCACAAUUGCUUUACCAGUCCCAUUAUUGCCCACCACCACAUCUACUCCACCAAAGUCAGUUACAGUCACUACCACGAAUGCCGUCACACUCACCUCUGCUUCAGUAGCAGCAUCCACAGCUGCCACAAUGCAAACAGACACUCUAGUAACUGUUACUCAAACAUAUGCAGCAGUGUCCUCUGUAGUACACAAUUCAGCUGCCACACAGGUUUCUAGAGAGGUAUCCACAUCUGCCUAUACAGAGACCCCGGAGCUCCCACCUGCUCCUUGUGAUUCAUCGGUCAUGCCCACUGAAGAGAGGCAACAUUUAGCACCGCGAGAGAAAGCGUGUGCAUCAAACAGUGAUCCACACAAGGUAACAAACAUGGAAGUGGAAAUAGAUGUUACGAAUGUUGAAGAAAAGCCAGUUAAAGUGGUUCAUGAAACAAAGCAUGAGAUGCGGAAGUCUUGGCCCAAAAGGAGGAAUGUGGACUCUUCUUCUGAGACCAAAGACUUGGAGUCAGGAAAUGAGGAAGCAGGUGAAGAAUCACAGGCUGUAACUGGCCCUCAGAAAGAGCCGAAGCAACAAGCAGUGGAGGAAGCUGUCAAAGAUGAGAAAAUUCCCACUCGGAAAAGAACACUUAUUUGUCAAAGCAGUCAGGAGUCUGCGCGUUCCUCUUCGCCAUCAUCUGGUUGCUCUACAUCAACCCUCACUCGUCACAGUCACCACAAGAGGACCUAUGAGAACAGACAUCCUGCCAAGAGGAGGCGAGGGGAUGCCGCCUCUGAACAAGGAAAGGAAGACAAAAAGGAAGGGGAGAAGGAGGAAGUGAGAAACAGUGAGAAGGAAUUUGUGUCUGCCUCUCGAAGGAGGCGCUGUCGGUCUUCAUCUUCCUCCUCCGACUCUGAAGGCAGCAAUGGCAGGAAGGAGCACCGGUUGACUCGAUCAGCCAAGCGAAGGUUACAGGAUCAGGAAGAGGAUAAAGGGAACAACACCCGGCAAGCAAAGAGACCUACACGUAGCUCCGACAGAAAUACAUCAAAUAAUACCACCACAUCCACAGGCGGCGAGUCGGGUAGCGAUACAUCUUCUGUUAGAAUUACCAGAAAUUCUUUAGGACUGCAGCCUGUACGCGAAAACAGAACUCAAAAAAACAGCUUGCCCUCACUGCCUCCUGAGCCUGAAGUUCUCGGGAAGAGAUGCUCUGCACUCAAUGCAGCAGCCAAGCUACAAGCAAUGAAAGGCAGAGUCGAUACUCCUGGUCACACGACCAGGAAAGACUCGGGGGCUAAGGCCGCCAUGACUUCCCCUACUUCCUCCUCAGACAAAAACCAGAAACCUAAAAGCAAAAGUGUGCUACCGUUACCGCAGAGUAACUCUUCUAAUAAUAAAUCUAGUGGCAGUAAAUCCUCUCCACCCAAUCAGUCAAGCUGCUCUACUUCCCGCUCCACCAGACGUUGCCCUGGUUCCUUUGUCCCACCUCUGGAAACUGAGUACAAAAGAAGUAAACCUGAGGAAAAGGAGAGGGGCAGUAGGAAGUCUUCAGGAAAGGAGGGUGAUGCACAGUCUUCAUCACGAGGUCACAGUGCCUGCAGCAGCAUGAGCAGUGAUGGUGAAGGUGACGCUGGUGGAUGCAGCAGUCGAAGCAGCAGCAACAGUAGCCGGCGCACUUGUAGUAUCAGCUCUCAGAACAUGGAGCACAGAGAAUCCCACUCACGCGCCACUUCCUCCGGCAGUGACCGUGAAACAGAACAGGCAAAGUACAGAGACAAAACAAAAGAGAGGCAAGGCCAUGCAAAAGAGAGUCAAAAAGAAGGUAGGAGGUCACACAGGCUCCCGCAGGAAUCGACAAGGACAGAGGGAACACCAGACAGGGUGCUGCGCAGUGUUACAGCACUGGCAGUGGUGCAGGCCAGGUCUCCGGCAGCAAACACCCGCUCAUCCUCCAGUCAGCACCGUCACAACAAAACAUGAUCAGGGUGCUAAAGGGAAACACCAAAGGGAGCGAGCGUUGCUCCGGAGCACGGUAAGAGAGCAUGUCGUGACCUCCAAGUUUGCUGCUUUUUCUGUAUACUGUAACGUAUGCAAGCAGUGCUACACAAUCUCGUCACCUCCCUGCCUCUCAGGCGCUCUUUACCCAACUGGAGCUGGUCCUUUCACCAGCUCAGUCACUGUCAGAAGGCUCCGGGACGCUCGACGGAGAGGGAAGAAAAAAAAAAACAAUCCGAGUGCCGUCAAUGUGUGUCCUUACACAGAUUGUACAGUGGGUACCUUUGCCACUGAGGGGGACAAUAGUGCAAGAGAGGAAAAAGGCAGAUUGUUAGUUGACAUUAUGUACUGUAACCAUUAAGAGACUGGAAAACUCAAAUCUUGUGUUUAAAAUGGGAUUAGACCACAGUUUUAGUGGGGUUAUAAGUGAGAAAUCCUUCUUGUGACAUUAAAACAUUACCUUCGAGUGACCAGUUGUAAGUUGGUUUUUAGAGAGUUUGGUUUUGAAAAUUUAUCAGAUGUCCUGACUAUUGUAUUUCUGUAGUCAGUUGAUAAGUUAUGCACAUUUUUAUUUCUUCCAGGGUAAUAGGAAGAGAACAGAUUUGUCAAUGUGAUCUUUGCUGCACUAUACUGGACCUCAGCUUUGCUUGGGCCCCGUUUUUCCAUGUCAAAAUCUGUUCAUUGGAAUUAAUUGAAUCCAGGCUUGUUUUCUCAUUUGCACAUCUGAUAUGCGAUCCUCAGCUUUGGAGUGCAUUGUGGCGUGGUAAUCAGUUAUUCCCUCCCUCCCCCAUCAGUUUCAGUCAGUGGGUUAUGGUACCUCACGCUGUAUCUGCAGUUCUAAAUGUAGUGAUUGAACUUGUAAAUUGUCUGAGAUGUUAUAUCUUUGGCUCACACCACAGCCCCAGCAGCAGCAAAAUUUUUCAACCUUUGCCAUGUACCGUAUUUAUAUUGCAAGGGCAGUUGUUAUGAAAAUGAGUGCCUCUUUGGCCAAAUGUGUUUGAACCUCAGAUUGCCUUGUGAAGCACCUGAAGCAAUGGUGUUGAUCUUACUGCAUCAUCGAAAAAAAGAAAAAAGUUCAAGUCCAUUGGAGGAAACAAAGGAAAUCACCCUGUGCAGCAAUGCUACAACUUACUUUUUGCACCAUUGCUCCUGGCUCCUGUAAAAUACUUUGACAAUAUAUGUGAAUAAAAAUACUGGUACAGUUCCAUGAUGACUGUAAAUUGUCAAUUUACUUUUGGAUUGGUCAGAGCUGUUUUGAGCAAGAUGAUUAUUGAAAAGAUGGAUAGUUUAUGGUGAUGGUCUUAUUUUGAUUUGUCUCUCCAUCUGUUGCAUUCCUUUGAUCCCCUGUAAUUCCACUUGUUUUACUUGAAAAAUUUAAGACAAUUACAGUUGAAUAAAAAGACCAAAAUAUUA